Messenger RNA from Drosophila obscura, 2146 nucleotides. It is a transcript of the gene Nemp, whose product is annotated as nuclear envelope integral membrane protein 1. NCBI's taxonomy places the organism in Eukaryota, Metazoa, Arthropoda, Insecta, Diptera, Drosophilidae. The record is from RefSeq and is a predicted model, not a curated record. The coding region runs from base 98 to 1501 and encodes 467 amino acids. Gene Ontology annotation, cellular component: nuclear envelope. The transcript has a single exon.
GGUAUAUAUCGAUACACAACAUCCAUCAUCUGCAUAUUCCAUUUCGAAGUUAUUUAUUUCAUUUUUGUGGCAGCUAUCUGAAUUAAAGUGCAUAGACAUGUUUCAACUAGGUGUGAGGCAUGGAUCCAUCUUUAUAUUGACACUGAUGGCGAUAUGCGCUGCCGCUACCGCUGCCGCAACCCCGCCCCCCGUUACGGACACCGUGUUUUUGGCGCCGGGAACAUCGAUCGAUAUCACGGCCAAUGGCUAUGGAUCAAAUACUCUGAGGACGUACUGCUAUCCUGGUAAGCCGCUCUCGCUGCUCAGCCUGUUCGAGACGGUUGAGUUCUUGCUGGGCAUCGGCAACGAUGACUAUUCGGAGUACGGCGGACGCACACCACAGGAGGUGCUGGAUCACUACAACGAGCAGCGCUCCCUCUUCAGCUUUACGCUCUUCUCGCAGAAGCGUCAACGGAUACAUCUUUCACCAUUUGAUCCUCAGUGCAUUGGUGUUGCCUCCAGGCAGCCCUACAACGUGAGACUCCAUCAUGCUCAGUUCGAUGUGUGGCGAUUUCUACAAUUUGGCCUGGGGGUUAUCGUCUUCUGGAGCAGCCGCAAUUUGGCCAAGAACAGUAUAUUCUAUUAUUUGGCUGGCAUUAUGCUGGGCAUUUGUGGCUCGCUGCUGCUCAUAAUUUCACUAACAUCUAAACUUUUUCCCAGACGUCCCAUGAUGUAUGGCGUCCUUAUUGGAGGCUGGACAAUUGGAUUGUAUAUACUCAAGCAGCUGGCCGACAACAUGCGCCUAAUUCUACUGACCUAUCGCGACUAUGUCGUCUGGUAUUUGAUAAUAACCGGCCUCAUCUCGUUCCUCAUCUGCUAUCGCAUUGGCCCACCGAAGAAUCCGCGCUCCCAGAACAUCAUCAUGUGGCUGCUCCAGGCGGUUGGUGGUGCCCUGGCCUACUUUAGCAGCUGGCACUCUAGUGGAGUGUUGUUUCUGAUGGUAUCCGUCUUUGCGGCAUACUACUUCCCACAAUCGCUCUUGGCCUAUGGCCAUUCGUUCUAUCGACGCCGCUUUCCGCCCAAGCGCCGACUGCUGACAAAUGACGAGUACUACAAGCAGACUGUUGAAGAGACGCAACGUUCACUGGCGGAGCUGCGCCGGUUCGUCAACAGUCCCGAUUGCAGGCAGUGGAACAUAAUGAGCAGCCUGCGCAAUCCUCUGCGCUUCGCCACCUUUGCCAAUGGGGAACCACAUCUGUUCGACGAGGAGAUCGAUGACUACUCACGCACCAUAGAAGAGUCGAUGGAGGCGGCCGACUUGAACGAGGCCGAGGACUAUCUGCAGUGCAGCAUGCACUAUCGGCCCUUGCCCGGCAAUAGGUUUAACGUCAGUCAGGAUCGUCGUCGCGCGACUGUGCCCCAGCCACAGUCGCCCGCCUACCAACGAGAUACGCUACGCGCGAACAUCCAACAGCCCUACGAUUCUGAUACCGAUGACGACGAAUACAUGGAGCAGGAAUAAGAAGACACAAAAGAGCCAAUCCACACGAAUCAAAAGACUCAUUAGACUAAGAUAAGAUUGCAUAUUUUUGAUAUGGGUUUGUACUUUGGUCAAGUUGCCAUGAAGCAGAAUCAACACUCAGGCAGCUCAGGCUGAAUGAAUUUCAUUCUGCAUCGCACCAUCGGCAUGUUUUGCCUGUUUUCGACCCAACACUGGAGAAAGUUCCUUCGUUCGCUGACCGUUUAAUUUUAGUAAAUGCCAAAAAAGAAGUUAAGUCAUAGAGAUAUUCAUGUGCAACGCAUGCAAUCAAUUUCAAAUCGAUCCCAGAACCAAAGUUCCAUUGCACUACCUCAAGUUUGCAGUUCCUUCAAUGACCUACUUAAUAUUAACUGACUUUAUUUGCUAAUUCAGGACACACCACCUCGCUUAAUGACCGAUUUAUUUUAAUUCAAGAACUGACCUCAAGCUGACAGCUAUAUACAAACAGCACAACUAACUAACUAACUGCCCUUGCAAUUUACUUACCACGGCAUGAUUCUCGAAAACUCACUCAAACGCACUUAACAUGAUUUUCUCUUUCUGAACAUUGUUUUAUUGGCUCGAACAUCUGUAAAUUAUUCAUGUACAAAAGAAAUCAUUUAGGAAUAAAUCGAAAAAUAACUUUAA